AUGAGCGACUACGCGCCCCCAACAGGCCCUCCACCACCUCGAGUUCCAGAAGGCUGGAAAGCAAUAUGGAAUGCGCAGUAUUCCCAAUACUUCUACGUCAAUCUGUACACCAAAGAAUCAACGUGGGAGGUCCCAACAGGACCGGCGCCAAACCCACAUGCCGAGCACUCACUAGACGCACCACCUUCGUACAUACCUGGUGAAAACGCACAUGCAUACGCAGGAUCAGACAUCAAGAAGACCGGUAGUCCACUACCAGGACAGACGUCAUCAAACAGCAACAACCCAUAUCAACAGAAUAUUGGAGAAAGUGACGAAGCAAUGGCGCGACGUCUGCAGGAAGAAGAGAAUGCACGCCGCGCAGCUGGUGGCGAUCGUGGCUCGUCUGACGGCUACUACCAGGGCGGUAGCACAGGCAACUACCCCAAUCAACCGAAUUACCAGUCGCAACAGUACCAGAGUACUUCACCUCAGUACACAGAUACAUCGGCAUCGAAAGGCAAAUCUGGUGGUCUUCUAGGAAAGCUGAAAGACAAGCUCGCCGUGCCAGCUGGUGGUCACCGUCCUAUGGGUGGUGCGCCGAUGAUGGGCUAUGGGGCUGGUGGCUACCCGUCUCAUCAGUCAGGGUACGGCGGAUAUCCACAGCAGGGCUACGGUGGACAUGGCUAUGGUGGGCAUGGCUAUGGCCAGCCAAUGUAUGGUGGUGGUCACGGUAUGAUGGGAGGUAUGGGUGGUAUGGGCCGAAAGAAGCCAGGAAUGGGUAUGGGAGGAGCCGCUGCUCUUGGAGUGGGUGGAGGAUUGAUAGGCGGAAUGAUGCUUGCAGAUGGCAUCGAUGACAUGCAGGACAAUGCUUAUGAUCAGGGUUACGAUCAGGGUAUGGACGAUGGUGGUGACAUGGGAGAUAUGGGAGAUAUGGGUGGUGAAUAA
This is a messenger RNA of Lithohypha guttulata, 927 nucleotides long. RefSeq names its product WW domain-containing protein wwm1 (gene WWM1). The transcript has a single exon. The coding region runs from base 1 to 927 and encodes 308 amino acids. Gene Ontology annotation, molecular function: protein binding. NCBI's taxonomy places the organism in Eukaryota, Fungi, Ascomycota, Eurotiomycetes, Chaetothyriales, Trichomeriaceae. The record is from RefSeq and is a predicted model, not a curated record.